AUCGUCUUUAUGUGUGUAAACGUUUUGUGUUUGGGAAAGAACAUAUAUAAAUCGCGAGUAAUUAGUUAUGUUAAUUUAUAAUUACUCCAUUAAAAUAUAAAUGUAACCUUAAGUUUGUAGUGUUUGUGAUUUUUAUGAACUAGUUAAAAGUGCUAAUCAAAUCAAUGACGAAGCUACUCAGUGACAAGCGCUACGAAGUUUAGCCCCUGUACUGAUUUCUUGAGUGUUGAAUGACUAUACCGGAGUAAACAGAAGGUGAAUCAUUGCUAAUACCGAGGAUUCCUUGAAUCUAAUAGUUUCUCUUGGAUUCCAAAUCUCCGGCAUCGUAAAAGCCUACACUGGCGCAACAUUUGAAUGCACAUUGUGACGUAACACCGUAAACAAUAGUGUUAUGGAGCGGGCGUGAGUCGAGAUGUGGCCGAAGGUUGUGGCGGUCUUGGGGCUCGUGGCGGUGGCCAGCGCCAUCCUUGAGGGCCCCAAUGUCUGCAUGAGAAAUGAACCAUAUACAACCAAAGUGCGCGUAACCGAACAACAACCCUACCAAGAGAAAGAAUACUCCUGGUGCUUCAACGUUCCACCACGAUGUUCCAAAUACCGAGUGAAGUUCCGAACAGUCUACAAGACACAGAUCCUUGUGAAAUACCGGCCGGUUGAGGAAUGUUGUGCUGGGUUCGCGCCGGACACGAAAGGGGAGCAAUGCGUACCUGUGUGCGUGGAUAAGUGCGUGCAGGGGAAGUGUGUCGCGCCGAAUACGUGCGCGUGCGACCAUGGGUACGGGGGACCGGCUUGCGAUAUAUCCUGCCCAAAAGGCAAAUGGGGCCGCAACUGCCAGAACUCGUGCCAAUGCCUGAACGGCGGUACCUGCGAGCCUUUAACUGGCGAAUGUGCCUGCGCGUCGGGUUGGCGAGGCGAGGCCUGCGAGAAGGCCUGUGCGGCGCCGACGUUUGGCGACAACUGUAUAGAGACGUGUCAAUGCAAGAAUGGUACUUGUGAUGCCGCGAGCGGGGCGUGCGAGUGUGUACCAGGCUUUACGGGACCGCUGUGCGAGGAACGCUGUCCAGCACAAGUGGCCUGCCCUCAAGGCUGCCGAUGCCAAAAUGGCGGAAAAUGUCAUCCACUCUCAGGAGAAUGCGACUGCGCGCCCGGCUGGAGUGGCGAGGUCUGCGCUAACAGAUGUCCAUCUGGCAAAUGGGGAGAGAAGUGCGAGCGGAGCUGCGAGUGCGCCAACGGCGCGAGUUGUCACCACGUCACCGGACACUGUCACUGCGAGGCCGGCUACACUGGCGAAAAGUGCAUGGAGACCUGCAAGCCCGGCACGUACGGCGUCGACUGCAACAGAACAUGCGAAUGUCUGCACGGCGGCGAGUGUUCGCCAAAAGACGGCUCGUGCACUUGUAAACCUGGUUGGAAGGGCGCACAUUGUGAACUGCGCGCUUGCCCUGACGGCAAGUACGGGAAGAUGUGCGACAAGGACUGCGAGUGUGAACCGGCUAAUACAGACCUAUGUGACCCGUGGACCGGCGCGUGCGACUGUGCAGCCGGGUGGGACGGCGAGACCUGCUCGCGGCAGUGCGCGCUCCUAACGUUCGGCAAAGGUUGCCGCUCCAGCUGCCGAUGCGAGAACAGCGGUCUCUGCUCACCUGUCAACGGUUCAUGUCUCUGUGCGCCCGGCUACCACGGCAUUCGUUGCCAGGAACUCUGCCAGUUCCCCUACUACGGCGACAACUGUCGCGACACAUGCGACUGCGCCAACAACGCCACGUGCUCCCACGAGACCGGCCAGUGCAAGUGUCCGCCCGGGUAUGACGGAUUGAAAUGUGACCGUCCAUGCGACGGGAAGAAAUACGGAUUGAAGUGCCUGCAAGAGUGCCAAUGUGAGAACAACGCGCCCUGCAACCCCGUCAACGGCGAAUGUAUCUGCGGGCCGGGCUACACAGGCGAGAAGUGCGAACACACUUGUCCACCACACUACUUCGGUCAAGACUGCCGGUCGCCCUGCAACUGUGGGGAUAACGCCCGUGGCUGCGACCACGUUACCGGACGAUGCCAGUGCGAGACUAGUUGGCGAGGUAUCCGUUGCGAGACGCAAUGCGAGCAAGGUUUCUUCGGCGACGGCUGCUCAGAGCGAUGUCCUUGCGUCAACAACUCCUCCUGCGAUGCCGACACGGGCCGGUGUGAAUGCUCUGCUGGCUGGACUGGAGUUAACUGCACACAGCCAUGUUCUCCUGGUACCUACGGAGCUGGCUGCUCGCAACGAUGCGCGCCUGGGCCGCCUGGUAACACAACAUGUGACCCAGUGACAGGCGUGUACGCUUGUCCCAGCGGGUACACGGGUGCGGCUUGCGAAUACCCGUGUCCACUCGGGACUUUUGGCCUCAACUGUCAGGAGAAAUGCGCUUGCAAGAACGGUGCCGACUGUCACCAUGUCACUGGGGCGUGCCAGUGCCCGCCGGGCUGGCGCGGGCGGGUGUGCGACGAGGCGUGCCCGGCGGGCUGGUGGGGCGGCGACUGCUCGCAGCCGUGCCGCUGCGCCGCCGCCGCCGCCUGCCGCCCCAACGACGGCUACUGCCGCUGCCCGCCCGGCUACACCGGCGCCUACUGCACGCAGUUUUGCCCCGAAGGCUACUUCGGCGACCACUGCAUGGAGCCCUGCAUGUGUCCCGAGGGCAACUGGGACUGCCACCCGGUGCGCGGCUGCGUGUGCCGCCGCGGCUUCAUCGGCGACAGCUGCGACACGCACGCCUCGGACGCCAUAGUGGUCGACAAGGCCGAGGGAGGCAGCAACGCUGGCCUAACAGCGACGAUGGUCAUCCUACUGUUACUAUGCUUGGCCGCCGCAGCCCUCAUGCUGUUCUACUACCGCAAACGAGUCAAGAACCUCAAGCGGGAAAUAGCUCACGUCCACUACACCGCAGAUCCCGCCACGCAACCUGAGCAACACUUCGAUAAUCCUGUCUACUCGUACCAAGGCUCGACUCGCAGCGAUGAGACUACGCUCUUGAACAACGCCAACCACAUCCACAACAACCUCAGCAAGCUCAGCAACACCACUAUGGAGAAACUACGGAACAGACCCACUGGGUCUACUGAUCCGUAUGACCCGCUGUCGUGCCUCAAGAAUAAGGACGCGGACCUGACCAAUCCGAACCUGUACCACUGUAUCGAUGACAAUAAGCUGGACCACGUGUACGAUGAGAUCAAACACAAAGAGGGCUACGAAAUGGAAUACGACCACCUAAACUACACGCCACCGGCCAACAAAUGGAAGCCGCACUACCAGCGGAUGGCCAACGGCUUCACUCCUUCCCCCUCGGCCACGUCCAGCGCCACUCCGAGCGAGGUAUCCGUCCCGCCCAUCCCGCCGCUACCGAAACUCAACGUCGCCCACGUGUCCCCCGUGGCGCGCGCCCCCGCGGCCCCCGCGGCCCCCGCGGCCCCCGCGGCCCCCGCGGCCCCCGCGGCCCCC
Molecule: messenger RNA, 3466 nt
Organism: Cydia fagiglandana
Lineage: Eukaryota; Metazoa; Arthropoda; Insecta; Lepidoptera; Tortricidae
Gene: drpr
Product: protein draper
Exons: 19
Molecular function (GO): protein binding
Source: RefSeq, a predicted model, not a curated record